AUGGCUGGGGCGCGAGGUCUUUUCAGGACCUCGAGCUUUGUUUGCAGAAGCUGUUCUGGACUUGCCCACAGUCAAUGGCGACGCUCAUAUUCAACCACGAAAGACGAUAUAUACGAUGUAGUCUGCGUUGGAGGUGGCCCGGCUGGCCUGAGUCUCCUCACGGCCCUUCGCGCAAGCCCCAUCACCUCCAGACUGCGGGUUGCCCUUAUCGAAGCCCAAGAUCUAUCCAAGACCAGCGCCUUCUCUCUACCGCCGACUCAGUUCUCAAAUCGCUGUAGCUCAUUGACCCCAUGGUCGGCCGAGUAUCUCAACACCAUUGGCGCAUGGACACACAUGAAGCGUGACCGCAUUCAAGAGUUUCACGAGAUGCAGGUCUGGGAUGGCGUCACAGGUGCCCGGAUUGAAUUCGACCCCCCGGCCAGCUCUGGCCCCAGCAAAACCAUUGCGUACAUGACGGAGAACCUGAAUCUAACCUCGGGUCUUUUGAAGCGGCUCCAAGAACUAGGAAGCGUCGAUAUUUUUGACAACGCGCGAGUGGAAAAGAUCGACCUGGGCGAAGAAACCGAAGACAUGGAUCUUCGCGACUGGCCGAUUGUCCACCUGUCGGGCGGUCAAUCACUAGCUGCGCGACUGCUCGUCGGGGCCGACGGGGCCAACAGUCCUGUCCGGUCCUUUGCAGGCAUCGAGAGCCGUGGGUGGGAUUACGGCAGACACGGCCUCGUUGCGACGCUGCAACUGGAGGGAGACGGUUGGGGCGGACAGUUCAGCAAGAUUGCCUACCAGCGGUUCUUGCCCACCGGUCCCGUGGCCAUGCUCCCCCUGCCGGGGAAUUGUUCGACCCUGGUUUGGUCAACCACGCCAGAUAACGCCGCGCGGUUGAAGAAGCUCUCCCCCAAGGACUUCAUUGCCCUAGUAAACGCUGCGUUCCGCCUUGGCCCUGUCGAUCUGGAAUACAUGCACACACAGACGGAGGGCCAGGAAGACGAGUACAACUGGAGAAUACAGCACACGCCCGUGGAUGCCGAGGCCAUUCCACAGACUGUUGUUGGCGUGCAACACGGCUCGAUUGCGUCGUUCCCACUCAGGCUCCGCCACGCAGAUGCUUAUAUCGGCGAACGAAUCGCACUUGUUGGCGAUGCGGCGCAUACCGUUCACCCUCUGGCCGGGCAGGGCCUCAACAUGGGACAAGGCGACGUGCAGAGUCUUGUCAAGUCUAUAGAAUACGCCGUCUCUCACGGACAAGAUCUGGGGACCCGGUUGUCACUGGAGAGCUACAACAGCGAGCGUUAUACCACGAACCACGUUCUGAUGGGCGUGUGCGACAAGCUCCACAAGAUCUACUCAGUAGAAAGCGGACCGCUGGUUGGCCUACGGUCUAUCGGCUUGCAGGCCGUCAACAUGUUGUCACCGCUGAAGAAUUUCUUGAUGGGACAGGCUUCGGGCACUGGUAUCAAGGUCGUAUAG
Molecule: messenger RNA, 1464 nt
Organism: Metarhizium album ARSEF 1941
Lineage: Eukaryota; Fungi; Ascomycota; Sordariomycetes; Hypocreales; Clavicipitaceae
Product: ubiquinone biosynthesis monooxygenase COQ6
Exons: 2
Coding region: 1-1464 (487 amino acids)
Biological process (GO): ubiquinone biosynthetic process
Cellular component (GO): mitochondrion
Molecular function (GO): FAD binding; oxidoreductase activity, acting on paired donors, with incorporation or reduction of molecular oxygen, NAD(P)H as one donor, and incorporation of one atom of oxygen; 2-octaprenyl-6-methoxyphenol hydroxylase activity
Source: RefSeq, a predicted model, not a curated record